Messenger RNA from Plasmodium knowlesi strain H, 2958 nucleotides. Its product is annotated as zinc finger protein, putative. Bases 1 to 2958 code for a protein of 985 amino acids. Gene Ontology annotation, molecular function: zinc ion binding. NCBI's taxonomy places the organism in Eukaryota, Apicomplexa, Aconoidasida, Haemosporida, Plasmodiidae. The record is from RefSeq and is a predicted model, not a curated record. The transcript has 8 exons.
AUGGCAAGUGUCAUGACGGAGGUAGGAACUGUGCGGCCGGGAGGGGAAGGCGAUCAUUAUCAAAGCAACCGGGUCAGGAACCACGUGGAUAACCACCGAAACAACGGUGCGAACGGUACUGGCCGGGGAGGGAACGCCGAACUGAUGUUGGGGGGCGAUGCUGAUGUGGAAAGGGGAAUUCGUAGUUUUCCUCGAAGGUAUAAUGCAAAUUUUCUUCCGUCCCCCUCGACUGAGAGGAAAAACAAAUCGAAGGAGGACAUGGACACUGAGGGGAAUACUGCUAUGGAGGUGGGAAUCCCCCGCACACGAAAUUGUUCGCAAAAAAAAAAUAACCACGGGGGUGAAAAAACAAAGGAUACGCGUGAAGGUAAAAAAAAUUUUUGCUUUAACGGGAAGAAAAAGUGCGGAAAAAAAAGCGGCAAACAAAAUGAUUAUACCAUCAACGAAUGGAACAAUGAACAAACAAAUUGUAAUUUAAAAAAUGAAGAAAUAUGUUUUUUUGGAGGGCACGAAAAUAACAAAAUGGAUUAUACACACCUGCAUGGAAAGUACAAGGGAGUUCGAAAUACAGAAGAAAGGGAGGGAAGUGGAAAAAAGAUAACCAGUAAUGGUCACAUGGGUAGUGACGUAAAGCACAACGCGCACAUGGAGGAUACAUCCAGCCACAAUGUGUGUGACAAAACGGAUGGAAAAAGUGUUGAGGUAAACCGUGUGGUGAACCAUGUGGACAGGGAGGAACAGCAUAAGGGAACAUUCCAGAGGGGGACGAAAAACCAUUAUAAUGAUGGAAAAUUUCGAACAAAACAUCCAAGUGUAAAUUAUUACGAUAGAUUCGAUUACGUGAAAAGGGAAAGGAUGGUGAAUCAUUAUAAAAAGUUAGACUCCGUUUACUCCAGCUAUAAUGGAAGGAACAAUCACUACUACCAUCAGAGGGGCGCUUACCGAAACGAACCCAACGGUAGGGGAACGACAGACCAUCGGUGGCAUCGUUACUACCCGAAUGAGAGAACCAACAGGGCGGCAGAGGGGGACAGGAGAGACCAAAAUGGAACUAUACAUCAUAGCGGUCGUGCCCUUCGCUUACCGUUGAAUAAUCUCCACCACGGUAGCAACAGGGACAUGAAUUACCCCAAUAAUCUAGUCAGCAGAAGGGGAAAUGGAAAAAGUACCCUGAGUCACACUGGUGAACAUGAAAAGGGAAGGGAAAAAGAAGUACCUGGUGUUCAGGUAGACUCAUUGCAAGAAAAUUAUGCACACACAAAUGAAGUCCAUUCCAAUCAGGGGAAAACACAUUCCCAUUUUAAUCUGAACGAAAAAUCAGAAGAACACUUCACGUAUAGUCUUCACGAAACCAAUGAGGAAUAUACCCCCACGCAGCAAAAUAGUUAUAUAGACGAAUCUAGCCAAAUCAACACGGUUGCAAAUGGUUGUAGAAGGAAUAUGCUUGAGAAGGAAACUGAAAAAGGCGAAAGGGGGCCGCAUUAUAUUCAUCGUGAGGUGAAAAAUAAUGACUUGGUGGAAAUCACAAGGGCAGAACCCAAUGGCCAGAGCACACAUAACGAUUUGGAGAAGAAAGACGGCACGAAUGAGACCCCCAGUGGAGAUACCAACCAGAAAGAUACCUCACCGAUGGAAGGUAGCCAAAAGGCAAAUGACAAUUUGAGGAAGUUGAAGAGGGAAGAAGAAAAAAAAAAAGUAAUGAAUUGGAAGCUUGAGGAACAGACGCUUCUUGAGGAAGGGUUGAGGGUUUAUAAGGAUUUAAAAAAUUGUCCAGAAAAAUGGGAAAAGGUUAGCGAAAUUGUCAAGACGAAGGGUCCGGAGGAUUGCUUGAAGCGAUUCCUCUACUGCCGGUUCAUCGUGCUGAAGGAGAAGCAGAAGAUGGAGAAGGAGAAGGAGAAGCAGAAAGAGCUGGAGCUGGAGGAACGGCAAAAAAAAGAGAGGGAAAAUCAGAGCGAACUCGAACCGAACCAACCGAAUGAGGAAGACAGUGAUCAGGCGAAUAACGAGGAGAUGGAUCAGGACAUUGACAGCGAUGACAUGAAAAUAAACAAUAAUGUAAACAUAACGGGGAAAAGUCUUGUGCUUAGUAACGUCCACAUCAAAAAUAUAUCUCUGUACAAGGCCAUCCAAUUGAAGCUGCAGCUUCUUUGCACCCGGUGCUGCAACACAUUUGAUGUCACCACGACGAGCAAAGAUGCUCCCCAGUUAGUUUGCACCUGCGUGAAUUGCAGCAGCAGUGCAAUUGUGGAAGUGUACAGAAAUAUUUGCUUUAUGGAGAACAGCUGUGUGUGUGUUUUGAAGUUUAACCAGUGCUCUCUGAUGGACUUGUUAAGCGGGGAUUACAGCGUGAAUUGUGAAAGUUGCGGGAGGAAGAGCAUCCUGAAGAAUGUCACUUCUGGCAAAGAAAUGCACAUCAACUGCCAGAAAUGCUUCACCAAGCUGGAGUUCAAAUACAGCAGCUUCUCCUUUGACGAGAUAAUCAACGCAAACAAUGCCGCGAUAAAAAAAAUAGACGAAAUGAUAAACAAACUGUUCACAAAAAAAAAGUCCAACAAGAAGGCCAUCGCUCCAGCGAACAAUUUGAAGAUAGAAAAAUGCAAAAACGUUAUAAAAGUAAAUAAUAUAGAAGUGAAGGAUGGUGCAUGCAAGCAUUUUAAAAAGUCUCAUCGCCUCUUCAAAUUCCCCUGUUGUAACAAGAUAUUUCCGUGUCCCACUUGCCACGAUUUAAAUAGCAACCACGAAUGUGGCAUUGCCAAGCGGGUGAUUUGCGGAUUUUGUUUUCGUGAAUUUGAUGACGACGACGUGUGUGUAUGUCAGCGGGACAAGAAGGCGAAGAAAGGCGGGAACUUCUGGGAGGGAGGAAAAGGAUGUCGUAAUGCAAUCACGCUAAGCAGAAAUGACUCCAAAAAGUACAAGUUGUUGAACCGGCAAACUGUGCAGAAGAAAAAGAAGAAGUAG